Messenger RNA from Rubroshorea leprosula, 443 nucleotides. NCBI's taxonomy places the organism in Eukaryota, Viridiplantae, Streptophyta, Magnoliopsida, Malvales, Dipterocarpaceae. The record is from the annotation of a GenBank genome assembly.
AACGCAAGGGCUACGCUUGAAGAUCCCAGUAGCAAGCUACUAUGGAGAAUCCUCCCCCUAAAAAAAUUAAUUUAAUAUCAUGUGAGUCAUUGACUCACGUAUCAGAUAUUAAACUGAUAAGAACAGAUACUACACUUGAUCUUAGCCAAAAGGCCGAGAAAGGACAACUACAAGAAAUUAACCAAGCUCUGGCAAAACAGCGCACACUGGCAAGAUGUGCAUUUUCCCCAGAGUAUGACCUGCCUUGGGCUACAAAGAGUGUUCUUGGGAGUUCCACUCAUAACGAGAGCCGUCUCUAAAAGAAGAAUUUGAGGGUUUGGCUGGAAUUAUAUAUCCUUGCAAGUAAUGGAUGGUAUUGAUAAUAGUCAUGUUAUAAUCUGUUUUCCUCUGUUAUGAGUCUUGUCUUUUAUUGUUACUUAUAUUAAUGAAAUUUAUCUUCCAUU